This is a messenger RNA of Drosophila ananassae, 990 nucleotides long. Its product is annotated as zinc finger protein 830. Gene Ontology annotation, molecular function: nucleic acid binding; zinc ion binding. The coding region runs from base 195 to 968 and encodes 257 amino acids. Gene Ontology annotation, cellular component: spliceosomal complex; nucleus. Lineage: Eukaryota; Metazoa; Arthropoda; Insecta; Diptera; Drosophilidae. The transcript has 2 exons. Gene Ontology annotation, biological process: nuclear DNA replication; mitotic DNA replication checkpoint signaling; mitotic DNA damage checkpoint signaling. The record is from RefSeq and is a predicted model, not a curated record.
UUAUUUUUAUUGGAAUAACAUCAUUAAGUAUUAUAAAAGGUUUACUAAAUUGCAUUUUAUUCUUGGUUGCCAAUUUUCCAUCUCUAAUUGCCAUCGUUGCCCAAUCGAUGGUCAUCUGACAGCUGACUACCACCACUUUUAUAAAAGGUCGCGGCAACGUAAAAAAUAGUAAACAAAUUAAGAACUGAAUUAAAAUGAAUAAUAGAAAUAUUAAACCGCUGCCGAAGAAGCUGAGCGUCUCUAAGAAACCGGCGGUCAAAGUGGACUCGCCCUUGGCCAAGUAUGACUCGUCAGGUAACCUGACAUGUAUUAUUUGCAGGAUCCCCAUCAAGGCCACGGUCUGGAAGGUGCACAUCAAUUCCAAGCAACAUAAGCUCAAUGUAGAUCAAGCCAAGAACAAUAAAGUCGAAAAAUCGGUAACCAAACCGACAACUCCAGCUCCCACUUUCACGCCCGCUGCAAAGGAAGCUUCCGCUCCAUCUUCCAAGGCGCCUCCUUCAGUGAAAACCAGCUCACACCAGGAGAAGCAAUCUGCGAUAAGUCAGGAUACGGGUCCUCAAAUAAGCCACGAAAAGACUGAACAGGCCAAUGCGACUGAACCUGUUACUGAGGGGUUGCCUGAAAAGUUUUUCGACGAAGAUAAAUCUAGCAAAGCGGAAGCAACUCGAAUCCAGGACGAGGAAUGGCAACGGUUUCAGCAGGAGAUUAAGAAGGCUUCCACAGAAUCUAGUGUCAUCGUUGCCGACGAGCAGGAGGACAUCAAUCUCAAAAGGCAACUAAAAGAAAUAGACGAGCAAAUUGAUAAUUGGAAGAGAUUCAUAAAGAUAAAUGAUCAGAAAACUAUUCUCCUGGGUAAAAAGCGGAAGAUCAAUAUCAAAAAGGAAAUAGAUCCUGAGUUAAGUUCAAGCGAAGAAGACUGUAGUGUAGAUGAUUUGUACGAUUGGAGAAGCAAAAAUUUACAAACAUAAAUAAAAAUUUAAAACUCAAAAA